AUGGCAAUACAAGAUAGAACACACGAGUUUCGUUCAUGCGUCGAGUCCAUACGAAACAGGUCCGCUGUACCACCCCGAGCCGCUGAGGCGAAACAGAAGUUACUUCAAUCCCACAGCAAUGGAGGAGCAAAGAGCGAAUUCUCGCGUAUGGCCUCUGCUAUUGGGAAAGAUAUCAGUAGUACUGCCAUAAAACUAGGAAAACUUGCGCAGCUCGCGAAACGGAAGACACUGUUUGACGACAGACCAGUGGAGAUUAGUGAAUUGACAUUUAUCAUUAAACAAGACAUUGCGAACAUAAACAGGCAAAUAGCCGCUCUGCAAUCCUAUGUUAAGCAAAGGAAUGCACAAGCAUCAAAAUCUUCAGAGGGGAAACAGAUUGAGGAACACAAUCACAAUGUCGUCAUGAUGCUGCAGAGCAAGUUGGCAAAUACAAGCAUGAGCUUCAAGGAUGUUCUGGAAGUUAGGACACAAAACAUGAAAGAAAGCAAAGACCGUACAGAGCAGUUCAUGUUCUCUACGGCAGCCGCAACCCACCACGCUCCACCGAGUUCGCUACUUCUAAACGGGAGACAAGACCCUAUGGGUGACGGAAGCCGACCUAACUCCAAAGGCAAAGGCCGAGCCUUUCAAAACGAAGACGUUCUCGCAUUGGACCUUGAUUCAGCCGAGGAGGGCUCAACAAAGCACGGAGGCAAUGCAUUCAUGCAGAUGCAGCAAAUCGAACAACAGGACUCGUAUAUCCAAUCAAGAUCGACAGCGAUAGAAUCCAUCGAAUCGACAAUUGCAGAACUAGGACAAAUAUUCACUCAGCUGGCCAAUAUGGUUGCCGAGCAACGAGAAACAGUACAACGCAUUGACGCAGACACCGUGGAUAUCGCGUCGAAUGUGAGUGGUGCGCAGAGAGAGUUGCUCAAGUAUUACGCGAGCAUCUCGAGCAAUCGCUGGCUGAUGCUCAAGGUCUUUGGCGUGUUGAUCGUCUUCUUCCUUAUCUUCAUUCUUGUCUCAUGA
Molecule: messenger RNA, 1008 nt
Organism: Suillus plorans
Lineage: Eukaryota; Fungi; Basidiomycota; Agaricomycetes; Boletales; Suillaceae
Product: t-SNARE
Exons: 7
Coding region: 1-1008 (335 amino acids)
Biological process (GO): endoplasmic reticulum to Golgi vesicle-mediated transport; vesicle fusion; intracellular protein transport
Cellular component (GO): endomembrane system; Golgi membrane; SNARE complex
Molecular function (GO): SNARE binding; SNAP receptor activity
Source: RefSeq, a predicted model, not a curated record